AUGACAGAAAUGAUCGAUCUGAAUGAAACCACAGGGUGCCAGGUGACUGAGUUCAUUCUCAUGGGCAUCACAAAUUAUCCUGAGCUUCAGGGCCCCCUCUUUGUAGUGUUUUUCCUCAACUACAUGGUCACAGUUGUGGGAAACCUGGGCCUGAUUAUCCUAACAAGUGUGGAUGCCCACAUCAACACCCCUAUGUACUUUUUUCUCAGGCAUCUGGCAUUUGUUGAUCUUGGCUAUUCCACAGCUAUUGGGCCAAAAAUGCUGGUUAGUUUCAUAGAAGAGAAAAAUAUUAUUUCCUAUAAUGGAUGUAUGAUGCAGCUAUUUUUCUUUGGGGUAUUUGUUGCCAGUGAACUUUUUAUCCUGUCAGUCAUGGCCUAUGACCGCUAUGUAGCUAUCUGUAAGCCCCUCCUCUACAUGGUCAUCAUGUCAGACAGGGUAUGCUGGAUCUUGGUGGUCAUCUCAUACCUUUAUGGCAUCAUGGUAUGUCUAGUGGUCAUAACUGAGACUUUUACAUCAUCUUUCUGUGAAUCAAAUAUAAUAAAACAUUUCUACUGUGACAGUCUCCCCCUACUGUCCAUUGCAUGCUCAGACACAAGUGAGGCUGAACUAAUAAUUAUGACUUUUGCUGCAUUUAGUUUGGUUUCUUCCCUCUUGAUUGUCCUUUUUUCCUACAUGCUCAUUCUUGUGGCCAUCCUCAGGAUGAACUCUGCUGAGGGCAGGUACAAAGCCUUCUCCACCUGUGGCUCUCAUCUCACGGGAGUGGUUAUAUUCUAUGGGACACUUCUCUUCAUGUACCUGCAGCCCCAAUCUAGCCAUUCCUUUGACACAGACAAGAUGGCCUCCGUCUUUUAUACUCUCAUCAUCCCCAUGCUCAACCCUUUGAUCUACAGUUUGAGGAACAAAGAGGUGAAAGGCGCCUUAAGGAGACUCUUUAAAAAAUCAUGUAAACUUUUUCUUUAA
Molecule: messenger RNA, 960 nt
Organism: Vombatus ursinus (common wombat)
Lineage: Eukaryota; Metazoa; Chordata; Mammalia; Diprotodontia; Vombatidae
Product: olfactory receptor 8K3-like
Exons: 1
Coding region: 1-960 (319 amino acids)
Biological process (GO): G protein-coupled receptor signaling pathway; sensory perception of smell
Cellular component (GO): membrane
Molecular function (GO): olfactory receptor activity; odorant binding; G protein-coupled receptor activity
Source: RefSeq, a predicted model, not a curated record